Molecule: messenger RNA, 2184 nt
Organism: Momordica charantia (bitter melon)
Lineage: Eukaryota; Viridiplantae; Streptophyta; Magnoliopsida; Cucurbitales; Cucurbitaceae
Source: RefSeq, a predicted model, not a curated record
AGGAUAAUGAGGCUAAGCAUAGCUCGCUCAUAUCUCGUAGCCCCUCAUCGCGUCAUCCCGAGCCGACCCAUUUUCUCUUCUUCCCUAAAACCUCAAAUUCCACUGUUUCUAAGGCCACCAAAUUACUCCACCACGCUCUCAGAUGUCCAAAAAUGGCACGAUUGGGCCAAAACCCUCAAUUCCUCAGUCGGAUCAUCCUUUUUGGAGGCAGACAACGGUCCAGAUUCCACCCUUUUGAACCGAGAGCUCAAAUGGCUGAUUGAAGAUGCAGUUGAAGAAGAAUCAAAAUCCCUAAGUUCCGAACUGGGAAUUGACGAUGUCAAGCGAAAUCGUGAGCAGGGCCUGAGAAAUGUGAGGUUGAAGGUGGGAAUCGAGGAGCUCUAUAGGCUGUGGAAGCAGAGGAUCCAUGAGAGGCGGCCGUUUCAGUACAUUGUUGGGUGCGAGCAUUGGAGGGAUUUGGUGUUGAGUGUGGAAGAAGGAGUGCUGAUUCCGAGGCCUGAGACGGAGCUUUUGGUGGAUUUGGCUGAUAAGGAAGCACUUGGAGGAGAAGGGUUUUGGGUUGAUUUGGGUACUGGAAGUGGUGCAAUUGCUAUUGGUAUUGGCAGGAUUUUGGAUGGUCGUGCUAGAGUUAUUGCCACUGAUGUAAGCCCCACGGCACUGGCAGUCGCCGCCUAUAACGUUCAGAGGUAUGGUUUACAGGAGUUGAUUGAGUUAAGGCAAGGAUCAUGGUACGAGCCGUUAAAGGAUGUCCAAGGAAGGGUAUCUGGAAUUAUAAGUAAUCCUCCCUACAUACCCAGCGAUAAUAUUUUUGGCCUUCAAGCUGAGGUUUGUAAACAUGAACCUAGAGUUGCAUUGGAUGGAGGCACUAAUGGCAUGGAUGAGCUUAUCCAUCUAUGUGAUGAAGCUGCUUUAAUGUUGAAACCUGGUGGCUUCUUUGCUUUUGAGACAAAUGGUGAAGAUCAGUGCAAGAAUCUAGUGAAGUACAUGGAAAGUAUUCACAGAGGGAGGUUUUGCCAUCUGGAAAUGGUGUCUGAUUUUGCAGCCAUUCCUAGAUUUGUAACUGGAUUCCUCAAAGAAUAGUGUCUUUCUUGAUCUCAGCUGAAGCUGCCUACUUAAAAAAAACCAACAAAAUGAGUUCAGAUCAAUUCACAUUCAGCUCUUUAGUCUAGAUUAGAUAGCUGUUUUUAAUCUCAUCUUUUCUAAGCUUCAAAAUUAUUAUAAGCUCCAAAUACAAAUUAGAAGCAAAUCAUUUGUUGAGCAUUUUAGGAACACUCCUGCAUUGGGAUAGCAGAAGAAGCCCAAGUUUGAUGUGAUUCAAUUUUGUGGGAUUUCAAUUACUGAGAUGGGAUCAGAACAGGGCUAAGCGAUCUGUCGAAGCUGUGGGACGGAAAAAUGCAUCGGCAAGGGAGCGUUCCGCCUUAGAGGGAAGCACCCGUGCGAGCGGUGGUGGACGAAGCGGAAACGAGAAUGUCGGCUUGAGUAAUGCAAACAUUGGUGAGAAUCCAAUGCCCUGAAAACCUAAGGGUUCUUCCACAAGGUUCGUCCACGGAGGGUGAGUCAGGGCCUAAGAUCAGGUCGAAAGGUGUAGUCGAUAGACAACAGGUGAAUAUUCAUGUACUAUCCCUUGUUGAUCCUGAGGGAGGGAGGAGGCUAGGUUAGUCGAAAGAUGGUUAUUGGUUCAAGGAUGCAAGGUGCCUCUGCUUUUUUAGGGUAAGAAGGGGUAGAGAAAAUACCUCGAGUUAAUGUUCGAGGACCAGGCGCUACGACGCUGAAGUAACCCAUGCCAUACUCCCAAAAAAAGCUCGAAUGACCUUCAACAAAAGGGUACCUGUACCCGAAACCGACACAGGUGGGUAGGUAGAGAAUACUUAGGGACGCGAGACAACUCUCUCUAAGGAACUAACACCUAAAUAUUGUUUGAGUUUCAAUUCUUCUAAUGCUCUUUAUGAUCUAACUUGAUCAAUCAUAAUAUUUCACUCGUGAUCUGGUCAGGUCCAAUCAUGAUAUUAAUGGAUAAGGUAUUUUCUCGAAAAACACCGGAUCCCGAGAAGAGUUGAAGAUGGUGCAAGAUCGAAUCCUCUUACCUUACUUCGAAUGGAAGCUUAGCCCGCCUCACUUGCUUUCUUUAUUGUAUAAGGGCACAAACGAAGUCAAUAGAUUUGCUAGUUGAAUAGAUUUCCUUCU